AUGUCUUGUCUCGAAGAUCUCUCAGGUGAAAUUCUCAUGACAAUAUUGGAAUAUAUGAAUAUUGAAGAUAUUUGGACAGCGUUUUUUAAUAUGAAUACAAGAUUUAAUAAUCUUGUAUUUGAUUCUCGUUUACGUUUAGUAGCUGAUACAUCAAAUACUAAAGAAUCUAAUUUUGAUCGAUUUUGUUCAUCAUUAACAAAAACAAAUUUUAAUAAUAUAUAUGUAUUAAUCUUAUCGAAUAAUUAUUAUCGUUAUCCUCAAAUACGUCAAUUUUUAUCUUAUACAAAUCUUAGUAAUUUUCAAUGUUUAUAUUCUUUAACAUUAAUUGAUAUUAAUUAUGAUGAAUCCAUAGAAAUAAUGCAACAAAUUAAACAAUUAAAUCAAUUAAAACAUUUACAUAUAAAUACACAUGAAAUAUAUGAUGACAAACAAUUAGCCAAUGCUACACAAGCAGUAUUUGAUCAACCAAAUAUUCGUGCUUUGGCACUUGAUUUACAUGAAAAAAUUCAAUGGUUGAAUACUGAAAUGAUUUUAUUAAAUAAUGUUGAAGUUCUUUCAUUAAAUUUUAUAAACAUCAAUCAUCUUUUUUCUCUUCUGUCUCACUGUCCAAAUCUUCGUUCACUUUCAAUGACGCUCGAUUCUCGUAAUAGUUUAAUAACUCCAACAGAUACGAUUCCAUCAUUAUCAGAAUCACAACUACUUAUGAAAUUUCCUCAAAUAACGAAUCUCCGUUUUUACUAUCGUAUAUUCAAUGAUCUCGUUCUUGCACAAUUGUUGACUUCUCUACCGUCCAUUAAACGUUUCUCAAUUGAUACUAUUAUAAAUAAUAAAGAUCAUAUACGUGCUCCAUUUUGGACAUCAUUAUUACAAGAACGAUUACCAUUACUUGAACGUAUAAGAUUAGUUAUACGUACAUGGAAUAUAAGCAAAUCUUCUAAUUAUAUUGAUGAAAAUCAACAAAAUCCUAUUGGUGGCUAUAAAUAUGAUCGAUAUUGGCUUGAUAAAGCUCAUAAGAAAAUAUUUACUUGUUCUACAAAUUCUGACUCAAUGAUGCUUCAAAUUCGAUAA
Adineta steineri is the source of this 1068-nucleotide messenger RNA. The record is from the annotation of a GenBank genome assembly. NCBI's taxonomy places the organism in Eukaryota, Metazoa, Rotifera, Eurotatoria, Adinetida, Adinetidae.